Molecule: messenger RNA, 3223 nt
Organism: Chilo suppressalis (striped riceborer)
Lineage: Eukaryota; Metazoa; Arthropoda; Insecta; Lepidoptera; Crambidae
Source: the annotation of a GenBank genome assembly
AAAUAAAAGAAAACGCAUUUCUUUUAUUAUAAUUAAAUCAUUAUUUUCAAACAAUAUUUUGAGUUGAUAUAACAUGACUUGAGAAGAUUUAUAGUAAUUUACCUCUAAAAGAUGUAAUUUAGAGCGUAAAAUCUGUCAGAUUCGUAUAUAUAUGAAGUAGGCUGCGAACGUCCCCCUUUUAUAACCUCAAAAAUGCGCGAGAAGUAUCACUGACUGAUGGUAAAGUGAGCUUAUUUUAUUAAAUAAUUGGUGUAAAAGUGAACAUAAAAUUAAAAUGCCGUCGAAGAAAAGAAAGUACAAUGCAAGAUUCCCAGCGGGGCGAAUCAAGAAGAUUAUGCAGACUGAUGAGGAAGUGGGGAAAGUCGCUCAAGCUGUACCAAUCAUAAUUUCUCGUACCCUGGAGUUGUUCGUGGAGUCACUGCUGAGCAAAGCCAUGCAGGUGACGAUGGCGAGGAACGCUCGGACCCUGAGCCCUUCGCACGUGAAGCAGUGUAUCCUGGCUGAAUCGCGGUUCGACUUCCUACGAGACUUGGUAAAGAACAUUCCAGAUGUUUCUGCCGCUGAGGAGAAAGAAAUGAUGAGCGCAGAGAACUCUCCUAAUUCUUCAAGAUUCCCCGAAGCCACAGCGCCACCACGGAGGGUAGUCAGAGAAGACUCAAACAGCUCAAGCAGCUCAGAAGUCAGACCUCUCUCAUCUGCAGUCAAAGACAAACUAAAGAAGGUCUUAUCCGUCUUAGACACAGAGCCCAAACCGCACAGAACCGAAACUGUCACCUCCACAAUAAUCUCAGCAGACACAGCCAUUGACCUAACUAAAAGACCGCUCGAAGAGAGACCUGUACGGACGGCGAAUUUCUACCAAGAAACCCUCCUAACCGAAGAAGUACCGCACAGAAGCGUCAUAACCCUAAAUCCAACCUACGCGAGCCCUCAACCUUCGACCAGCUACACGAAUUUGACCCCUGUGGAACCAGUCCAUAAGAUCGAAAUCGCCGUGCCUAACCAAGAAAGCUACUUCCUAGAUUUAAAAGCUACUCCGUUAACGCCCAGAACCCCCGUCACACCAAGGACUCCUGUGGCACCAAUUUUAAAUAUAGACUUCUCCAAAAACUUGGGGAAGCCAGAAAUCAAAGUUUUGGACAAUGCUGUUGCUAGCAUCGUUGGUGUUCAAAAGGAGACUGCCAAAACUAACAUGAAAACCAAUAGACAGAACUCUAGAACUAAGUCGGAAAGUAGGAAAGUUGAAACUAAACUACCGUUACCACAGACCCAACCUAUCGAUAUAGACCAUUUAAAUUCGGGAAAUCUACAAAUUGACGAAGACUAUGAUACCUGAACGUGUGAUCUGUAAGGCUCUGGAAUUGUGUGUGUUUCUGUUUUUGUUCAUUGUGUAUUUUGCUUAGCACGACAUUUUUUGUUGUUCAAAAUUAAUUAUUCGUUUAUGUCUUUAAAUUAAGCAUUUAAUACUAAUUAAAUUAUAGACUGUCGGAUUUCCUUUUCGGGCUAUAAUUAGGAGAUUAUGAAAUCGGUGAGCUCUUUUAAAGAUUCAACAAAAAAAACUGUCGUUUGAAAUGAACUUUUAAUACUAAACUUUGUCCAUAGUCUGUUCCGUUAUUUUUCUAUUUAAGUAUUUAAGGAAAUUUAGGCCCGUAAUGUGUAAUUGUGGACUGGUCUUAUUUGCUCAAGUUAUAGUUACAUUAUAGUAAAGGUCACGUAAACUAACAACUGUAAUAGCCUUUAUUACGUAGCAAAAAGAGCGAUAUUUGUAAAGCAAAAAAGUAUAGCUACUGUCGUGACCUUCUUUGGUACUAUUUGAUACGAAUAAAUUAAAUAAACCUGUCCACAUUAAAAAUAAAUGUUGAUUAAACUAUUAAUUGUUCUACUUGUUGUAAUACGAAUAGAAGUAUUUCAAUAUGGAAAUAGAAUACCAAGGUAACUAUUAUGUUGUUCAGUCAUUUGUGAAAUAUGUAUUUUACAUCUUACCAAUAUAAGUGAUUUUUAGUUAAAUUUAACAUUAUUAGGUACUGACAGAAAUGAGUGCAAUUGUGGGAUUAGUGACUCCUUUAAGAUCAUAAUCGAUUACAUACAAACCUGUAUGUUUAUGAAGUCUAUUUAUGCUCGUAAAAUUAUGAUCAAGCCAUUAUCGCCUCUGUUAACUGAAAAUAAAGAUGUACCUUAUCACUGUGCACAAAAAUAGUAAAUAUUGUUUCUAUGGGCACCUAUAGAAUAUACCAAAAGUUAAUCUUUCUGUUUAAUGCAUCAUAAGACAUAUUUUCGAACUUUUGAUUUAAUUUAGAACAAAGGACUAUACGAUUAAAAUUAUCUUAUAAAAUUUUAGUAAAUAAAUAUUUAGAUAUUUAAAAUAAGUUCCCUUUCUUAUAGAAACAAAGUAAUUUAAGUAACUUUUUUUCGUUGUUUUGUUGUUUACCAUUUUAGGUAGGUGGUAUGAUAUUUAAACUUUAUAAUGUGAGUAUAAAAAGUUGACAGCUGUUAAUUGCAAAGCGAAAUAUCACUUAUGUCAAUAGCACGAGAGUUCAACUAUAAUGGCACCAAAACAUAAUGUCGAUGUGAUAAAUUAUGGUCAAUUCUUACUAGCGCAGAACAAAACAUAUUCACCAAUAUCUUCGCAACGUAAUGUAGGUACAUAUGUCUUCUGAGCAACGAAAUAGAAAUGAUAUGGAAGCAUUAUUAUGUAACAAGGGCCGCUAACAUCAAAAAACUCCGCAACUAAAACUAAACUCCAAAAGCGACACGCACACAGACAAAACAAAAUAAUUUGACAAAUCAAAUAACUGUAAAUGCAUUCGGAUAUCCAUUCAUUUGGUAAGAUAAAAUCCCAACCAAUCCCAUGAUCGGCGUGCUGUUCGCUUUUUUUCACCCCACCCACAUAAACACAGUUUCUUAGAGCCCAUUAGAACGAACGGUUUUAUCAAAGUACGUUCUAUUUUAAGUUCUGGAUGUCGGACGUAAAGUAGGAAAUCCAAAGAGCACUACAAAAGAGCUAAUUUCAGGAUUUUAACGGGCAUCGAAAAAGCACUUUAACUUACAAAAAAGGCCUUUAUUCUAAUCAGGAUAUUUCAUAAUCAAUAGACACGCGGGAAGCUCUCUAGCUCGACAUAACCACAAAUGAAAAUUACUUCAAAUAAGGUAACGUAUAGUUGAGCAUAGACAAGGAUCCCUGCGCAGUAACAAUUUUACAUACAAAAACGUCUACUGCGCAAGU